Messenger RNA from Salvia splendens (bonfire salvia), 2368 nucleotides. RefSeq lists its product as uncharacterized. The record is from RefSeq and is a predicted model, not a curated record. Lineage: Eukaryota; Viridiplantae; Streptophyta; Magnoliopsida; Lamiales; Lamiaceae. Gene Ontology annotation, biological process: regulation of DNA-templated transcription. Bases 161 to 2020 code for a protein of 619 amino acids. Gene Ontology annotation, cellular component: nucleus. The transcript is spliced from 12 exons.
AAAAUUCAAACUCCCUCCACUCCCUCUCCGCGUAUCUACAAAGACAAAUCCAGAGCCCAAGUGCUCCCAUGUCCUAACCAACUCAUACUUUUUAAACACUCUCUCCACUUUCAUAGAAAAACAUCUCCGAAAAUUAUCGGUUCGAAGCUUUCCGGCGACAAUGGCGGUUGAUUCAGGCGCUGCUUCCAGUCAGAUGCUCAAGAGCCCUAAGAAGAACACCAAAUCCCAUCGAGACGCUCCUCUUUCUCCCAAGGCGAAGCGGAGGAGCUCACCCGGAAUCCGCCUCGUCGGUGGUCGGAUUUAUGAUUCCGUCAACGGAAAAACUUGCCAUCAGUGUCGCCAAAAAACAAGGGAUUUUACUGCAGCAUGCAAGAAUCAAAACAAAAACAAGCCGUGUACGAUUAUGUAUUGUCACAAAUGCCUUUUGAACAGGUAUGGUGAGAAGGCAGAAGAAGUAGAUGCUUUAGGAGAGUGGAGCUGUCCGAAGUGUAGAGGAAUUUGCAACUGCAGUGUGUGCAUGAAGAAGAAAGGUCAUCAACCUACUGGUAUACUUAUUAAUACGGCGAAGAAAACUGGCUUUUCAUCUGUUUCUGAGAUGUUGCUUAAAGGAGGAGCUCAACAUUUGAGUCGUGAAAAAGAUGUUGCAGUGAUUGCUGCUUCGCCAAAGAAGGAUGUUGCCCCUUCACCCAGAAAGCGAGGGAAGGAAAAUGCUUUUGAUGGAAAAGUUGAUGCAAAUUUGCCAAAUGACACUGACAAGAAGUCCAAGAAAGUUAAGAAGGGCCACAAAGGCAAUAAGGAUGAUCUUACAUCAGAAAUGCAUGACUCUAAUAAGAAUUCUGGAACUGAAGGUACUGGUUCAUGUGGUGCUAAGAAAAAAAUGAAGAGGGAUAGAUCUUCUGAGCUGGAAAAUACUAAAGAUAAUGAUGAAAUAUUGAAGGAGAUGAACUGUGGAAUCACAAUGACCAGGAAAGAUGGUGUAAAGCCCUUUAGAAAGGAUAACACAAUGAGAGAUGAAAUUGAGUCUGCGAAUACACUGGUUGUUUUAAAGCUGCAUAAUGCUAAUAUUUUCCCAGACAUACCGAUGCCUCUGGGGACAGAAUUAAACAAUGUGGCUGGGUUUGAUGUAUCGACAGAAGAUGUUGGAAAUGCAUUGCAGUUUUUAGAAUUUUGUGCUGCUUUUGGAAAGACUCUAGAGUUGAAAAAGGGACAGCCAGAGCAUGUUCUUCAAGACAUGUUCAAGGGGAGAGUUGGGCGCCGAGGAAAAUUUUCUGUGACAGUUCAAUUUCAUAUUCUCCUACUAUCCAUUUUACAGACAGAGCAAGGAGAAGAAUGUGGAGAACUAAGUCCAUCAGUUGGAAAAAACUCAUGGUUCAGUGCACUUAAGAACUGCUUCUCUGAGUCUCAAAGCUUUGGUAAAGCUCAGGGACUGGAUUGUUUAGAGAGGGCAUCUGAUUACGAAUCUCUAGAACCUUCUGAAAAGCUCAGGCUUUUAAAUUUCCUCUGUGAUGAAAUUCUUGAAACUGAAAAGUUGAGGAGUUGGAUCGAUGAGCAGAACACAGAAUUUGCUGAAAAAGCCAAGGAAGCUAGACAAGAAGUUUUUGCUGCAACACAGAAGGAGAAAACUUUGAAGCAGAAAAUGAAAGAUGAUAUUGCUGAAGCCAUUAUUGCCAAGCAUGGUGCUCCUCUUUUGAUUUUAGAGCAUGAAGCCAUUGUCUCCAAUAUUAAACGGGAAGCAGAAGAAGCUCAUGCCAAGGUGCUUGAGUCAAAGGGCAUACUUCUUGAAAAAAGUCGGACUUGCAACGCUAUGCGAAUAGAGCCUUUGCUUGUGGAACAUAGUGGUAAUGCAUACUGGAAACUGAAUUGUUUUGGCAAUGUACUGCGCCAGUAUGUUGGAAAGGGAGACACUCUUACAUUAAAUGAGAAAUGGUUCUCUAUUGACGAUGAAGGAAAAGAAGCAGUUCAGAAGCACAUCGACUCUUUGAGCGGAAAAAGGCAGAGCUUCCGAUGUAGACAAAACUGAAGGUUUGUGGCUGAUGGAAAAUAUGUGCUGCUUCUGCAAAAUAUGGAUGAAAUAACAAGUUCAGAUGCUUCUGCAAAAUGUGUUCAGUGUGUUCUUUCUCCCUAUUUUGUUUGUUGAAUUUUGUAGAAGAUAUUCUGACAAGCAAGACUCUCGGAAGCAUUUGGAAAUGAAAUAUGUUUGUUUGUUAAGGAAAAUAUGAAUCAUGUGUAGUUUUGGCCAUUUGGGUGAUCACUUUUCUUUUUGUUAGGAAAAUAGUCGUAGAGAGAGCAGAAAAUCAUUGAGAUAAUGCUUAACUGAUUGUAAUUGUCAACGUAUAUUUUAUUGAAGCUGGUAAAUGUUUAAUUUCAA